CAAGUUUUCUUUACCACCCCCUCCUCUGUGUUGAAAAAAAAAAAGAUGUAUCAGAGGAAGGCAAGCCACGCAAAGCAAGUCAUAGUUUCCAUAAAACCCUGCCAGUGAUGAAUAAAGCUCAGUCAGAGCGCAGAGCAGCAGCCCAAACACAUCACCGCGCUGAAAAGUGCCAAAGGCGGCGAGAACUGGGAACGAGGCUUUACACGCGAGGAAUGGGUUUCAGCGAGAGGCCUAACAAUUCCCGGUGACUUCCGUAUCGUGACAUCACGCUCUGGUGCGUUGCCAUGGCAUCGCGUACAGGAGCGAACGCUGUGGAGAUCGCAGUGCGAAAGUCCUGGUAUUUCUAUCGAUUGUGAGUCGCAGUAAGUGGCGCUGGAUUGGAAAUCGCCGAGCGCUGUAUGCGGCCGCUUCCUUCGGGUGCCUAUUGCUCGGCGUUGCUGUAGAAGCGACACGGAGCGAUCCAUGCUGGGUUUUGGCCGCAGAGAGGCGACUUACACCUGUGGAGCUAUAAUGAGCCGCCUGUCAGUCACAGCUUAGUGAGAGGCACCGGGCUGAGCGCGGAAUGGAGCCGGAGGCCGAGGAGCUGGAUGUGCUGAGGUAUUAUGUGGAGGAAGAGGAGCUGGAGCAGGAGCUGGAGGAGGAGGAAGAUGGAGGUGGCAAGGAGUUCUUUGAUUUUGAACCCCUACCAACAUUACUGGAGGAUGAGGAGAACGUGUCCUUGGCUGAUAUUCUAUCACUACGUGACAACUGCCUUACUGAGCAGGAUAUUUGGGCUAUCUGCCUGGAGUGCUGCUAUUCCCUGAAGAGUGUAGCCCAUUCAGCCAUCUUCCAGACGCUCUGCAUCACCCCAGACACACUGGCGUUCAACACCAACGGCAACGUCUGCUUUAUGGAGCAACUGAGUGAUGAUCCAGAAGGCGCGUUUGUACCUCCAGAGUUUGAUCUGACUGGCAACACAUUGGAGGCACAUGUAUAUUCACUGGGCGCAACUCUGAAAGCAGCAAUCGAGUUCGUCAUUGAGCCGGAGUUAGAAACAGAAUUAUGUCAUGAUCUGGAUUCUUUGCUAGAACUUAUGCAACAGGAAAACCCUGCGGACAGACCAGAUAUUGAGAGCAUUAUAUCCUUGUGCGAAUCAAGGCUCAACUGUUCUUCCUCUAUGAUUUGCCGAAGUCUUUCAUCCAUUGGCAGAAGAGUCCUCUCUAUAGAAUCGGUUAGCACUUUCCAAGAUGGCUGGGAAUGGAAAGGAAUGGAUAAAGUAGGAGUGAGCAGAAAACUGCAAACAACCGAAAAAAACCCAGGCAACAGAUCUUCUGUCACAGACAACUUGAAUUCCGCCAGCCAUCGGACUGUUAGUCACACAAUCAAUUCGUCCCAUAGGGAGGAGAUCCAAAAUGGCUGCUUAGAGAAUGGAACACAAAUGGAUAUGCAGUGUCCAGCUCCACAUUCGUUCUCUGGAAAUCACUUUGAGAAACCCAUAAGUGAAGGAACAACAGAUGUAUGCCCUGAGAAAUAUGAUUAUUUAGUGGAGGAAAGGACUAGAAACAACUUUAAGAAACCCAGAGGAAGCAAAUAUAUAUCUGCAGCCAAUAACAUGGAUAAACAUUCCCCUUGCCAUUCCCCACCAGGUGCUGGAAGGAUUACGCUGAAAAGCUGGCCAUCUAUGCCUAGCUGUGCCUCUCCAGCUGAUAGUACGGGCGAGCAACUUUGUACAGAUGAAGCAAGCCCACGCCAGACAAAAAAGUUUAUUUGUUUUGUGAAUUCAAAGGUAACCGACAACUCUUUAGUUUCAUGCAACUCCAUGCCAAACCACAGAAACUGCAAUUCUCCCCUCAACCAUCCACUGUGCCAGUCCCAUGUUUCCUAUGAAAACCUUGUCACAGCGCUGGCAAAAGAAAGCCAGCAUUCUUUAUGUACCGACAAAGAAGCCAUUCCGGAAAUGUGCGCUCCAUCCGAGCCUCAUUCAAGUCUUAAGCACUUAAAUGCGAGUAGAUGGCCCUCAGGACAUGAAGAGUCUCCUUCAAACCCUUCGUAUUGCAAAGAGCAAGUGACUGCUACAAGACAUGACAAUUCUCCUGAGCUAGACAUUAAUGAAGUAAAAGGUUUAAGCAUUUCAAGUGAUCAGCAGUGGAUUUCACUUAAAGAACUUGUACUAAAGUGUGGAACUCCAUUAAAUGAAGAAGAACUGUGGGCAUUAUGUUACGAGUGCUUAUACACGCUACAGACAUACAUCGAUUAUCCAGAUAUUUUAUGUCUGGAGUCGGUGUUUGUUGAUGAUAGUGGAGAAGUUCUCUUCUUUCCUCAUCAAAAUCAAGAAUCUUGUGACGCCCUUUGUGUUCCUCCUGAAUAUGACCCGGAAGGAGUAGGAUCAGAGAAGGCCUGCGUCUAUGGUAUAGCAGCUAUUUUAUGGUCAGCUGCAAAGCUCAAUUUCCCCUGUAAUCAUAAACUGGCGCUGCCUAAAAGGCUAAAGCAGUUCCUUCUGCAUAUGGCAAAGCAGAAUUGCGCUGAGAGACCUACAAUAGCAGAGUCUCUGAAGAUAUGCAAAAAUUAUCUGCAACAGCGAAGUACAGACAGCAGAGAAACCUUGGCUCGCCUAAACAGCUUUUCACAGCAGAUUAGACACAAUAAAGAGACAGUCUUUCAAGACAGAGUUUCUCCUGAAGAUCCCAACACUUUUUACCGACCCUCAGCAGGGUUUGUUCCAGUUUCAGCUAAGAGCAAACUGAUGGCAGUGAAAGGCCCUGUUCCAGUAAAAGACAAGCCAACCAAUUUGCCGGCAGCUUUUACAUCUCCAGCCUCAUAUUUCAGACCAAUAAUCUUAACUCAAAAAACUGAUGUUAGCAGCGAUCAGAAUCUAUCUGCGUGCACUAACAUGGAAGAGGACAUGGAAGCAGAAAUCUCUGUCAGUGACAUUGAAAACCACACGGAUGAUAAGAUGUGCCAGAGGCCACACCCCAGUACAAAUUCUUCCAAUGGCCAAAACCUAAAUCUGUUGCAGUCGUCCAUUUCCGACUCCUCAUCUGACUGUAAAGAAAAGACUUCAUCGAGGGCCUCUUCCCUCUCCUCCAGUUCUUCGACAUUAACAAGCAGCCCAGUUAUAAACAAUUAUAUUCUCAAACAGGAUCCCAAAACUGGAAAUCUGAAACUGGUACGAGUGCAGCUUAGUGUUCCAGAACACAUGCCGAGUGUUUCUCUGGAGGCUGGGCCUUCACCUCAGCAGGCAAAGGCCGAGAAGACAUCAACACAGGCCUCUGUAGUAAACAAUGGCUUGGACAUGAUGAGUUUAAAAAACUCUGAAACCCUUCCUGUCCCUGUUUUUGUGAAAGGGGAACAUUCAGAAACCAAAGUUAACGAUGCCAUAGGCAAAUUAGCACUGUCUACUUUGGGACUAGCGUUGGAGAGCCCACAGAUUCAUCCCAAUGCUAAUGCUUACCCCAAUAAAGGGAGCAAUGGAUGUACAUCCCAAGAGAAUGUGGUUCACGUUGCCCCACAAAGGACAUUAUGUUCUCCUUUACAAAAAGUUAUCCAACUAAUUCAUGAGGAGUUUGCAUUUGAUGGCUAUUUGGAAAAUGGAGUUGAGGAUCUUGCGAUGGGAGAAUAUAUUUUUGCCCUCCAAGGCCUCCAGCAUGCCACAUUCUGUGGGGCCAUACGUGAGAAGUUUUGUGACCUUUACUGGGAUGAUCAUCUACUCGAAAAACUUUACAAGGUGGUCAGUGGGAAAUCACCUCCAUCUAACAGAAGAAAGGAGCGUGAAUCCUAUGAUCAGUGUAAUCCUGAACACUUAUUAAAGAAAGUUCAAAGGAAAUCACGGAAGCAAAGAAAGCCGGCAGUGAUGUCAAGCACGGAACAAUCGGGUGUUACAGACAGUGAAGAAACAGUAUUAAACACCUCACAGGGGCUUAUGGGUAGUGAACGAGAAAUGUCACCUGAUACUUCGAAUUUAACAUUGGCCAUGGAGAGAGGUAUUGAGGUGCAGGCAAUAACCAGCUCUGAAAAAGACUCUUCUCUUGAUGAGCCUGAUAUGACUGAUUCACCAGAGUCCCCUGACAAGAAUCCCCAGUCACAGAUGUCUAGUGCUCCAUCCAAUAUUGAAGAACACUACUUGCUUCAGGCAUUCUCUGACACUAAUAGUUACUGUGUCGGUCCCGAUUAUCAAGAAGAAAGUGAAGAAAACCCUGAAGACUCUUUAGUGAACCAUCGAGAGAACAAUAUGACUAUGUCCAUCUCUCCAGCUGAGUUGUACAAAUGCAGCAGCGGCUGGUGUAGUUCUUUUUAUGGAGCCCAGCUGUUUCAUCCAGAAGUUCAGCAGUAUGUUCAUAUGCUUGGAAGGCAAAAAGAAGGAUUUUCCAAAAGUAUAGACGCCAAAAGACUGGAACUUGAACAGCAGCUUAUGAUUGAAACAAAAAAUUACAGAAAAACAAUCAAGCUUUAUCAGAAUUCUCUGCUAAAAGGGAAAAGAAGUAAAGGUUCUGAUGUAAAGGAGCUUCUACCCAAGCUUAAAGGACAUUUGGAAGAAAUGAAGUCAAAGGUGCAGUUUCUUGAAUUGGCUAAAAAGUUUCUCCAGGUUUCUUAUGCAGAGCAAUGGGGUAUUGAGCCACACGCGCUUCCAAAAGUAGCAAAUCUUACUGCACAACCAGAAGUGGACUCUGAAGCCGACGCAUCGUUUCUGCUCAUCUAUAAUGAGAAAGGGCAACAUCGUGACCGUACAUCCAAAGUCCUUCAAGCAGGGACACCUCUGGGUUUAAUGGCGCAUCUUUAUUCCAGAAAUGCCUUUUUGGAUGGCUAUGUGCAGCAAUUUCUUUACACAUUCCGAUACUUCUGCACGCAGGAGGAUCUCCUUCAGUUUCUUAUUGACAGGAUAAAUUGCACCGCAGCAAGCGGAGAAGCAACUUCUCUCCCAUCUGUGGAUAAGAAAAUCUACCACCGCUCUCUGAUCCUGCUGCAGACUUGGAUAGAAGACUGUUGUCUGGUCGAUUUCUCUAUGAAUCCAGAUUUAUUGGACAGACUGGAAGAAUUCAGUAAUUCCCAGGUUUUCCAGAAAGACGACUGCAGUGAGUACCUGGUGUCAUUGCUGCAAGAAGUUGCCAAUAAGAAAUAUACCAUUUCUUCUCCAACAUUUACUUCUGGAGAUAAGGACGAUACCAAGUCGCUGCACUCCCUGUGCACUAAGUUAUCUGUGGAUAAUGUCUCCAGGAAGAGCUUUAACUGGAAACUGUCCAAGGGAAACGGAACCGCCGAGACUCACAAGACGCAUUACUUGGUUGCAUCAGCUUUACCCCGGCCGUGUUAUCCUGGCUUUAGCGAAGAAUUAUCCAUGUCCUACAUCAAAGCAGAUGAGAUUGGAAUAUUCUCUGUAUAUGAGUGCACAGUUCAGCAGAUUGCUACCCAGCUAACCUUGCUCCAGGAGGAAAUGUUUAAGAAGUGCCAUCCAGUCCACUUUUUGAACUCUCGGGCUCUGGGGGUGACAGACAAAUCAACGAAUGUGCCAAAAAAUGUCGGCGUUGAGAGCCCCCCGGCUGAAGCCUGCAGUCUUUUUCUACCAAGCUUCACACAAGACAAAUAUCUGUUACAGAUGCUGCGAUUUGCAGAAAAUUUUAGCACCUGGGUGUCUGCCGAGAUUGUCACAUGUCACACUUCCAAGUUGCAGGCCGGUGUACUGACAAAGUUCCUGCUUGUUGCAAAAUUAUGUUACGAACAGCGAGACUUUGCGAGCGCCAUGCAGAUCCUGGGAGGCCUGGAAAAUCUCAUUGUACGACAGCUCCCCGCUUGGAAAAGUCUGCCCUCCAAGGUGUCUGAUAUUCUGGAAGAACUGAAGGCGGUAGAGGUGUUUUUAAAGAGUGACAGCCUGUGCCUGACAAAGGGAGACAGAUUCAGAACAUUGCCCACAAUUCCCUCAGCUUGCCUUCUAGCAAUGCAUGUUCAACAGCUUGAAACUGGCGGCUUUACCAUGGCAAGUGGAGCCUUUAAAUGGAAUAAAUUAAGAAAUAUUGCAAAAGUUGUGAGCCAGGUACAUGCGUUCCAAGAAAUCCCAUACUCCUUCACUCCGGACCCAGAGCUCCAAUUCUAUCUCCGACAGCGAAUAGCUCACUUCAGCGACACUGACAUUUCCAUCUUGGCGGCGGACAACAAUGCCAAUUUCCAUCACGUGCCAUCCGAUAAGCAUUCCCGAAAAAUCCAGGACACCCUGCGGAGAAUGAAGGCUACUUUUCAAUAACUCCCACGGAACCAAAAACCACGUUUGGGAAAUAGGUUUUUAUCAUCUGCCUAACCAAAGAUAACGUGUAGCCCUGCAAUGGCUAAUGUCUGGCCCUCCAUCUGUUUGACUCAACAACUUUCACAGUUGGUCGCCCCAACUAUAUAAAGAAGAUCUCUAUUCUUCCUCAUUUACAGCCACUUGGUGCACUCCAAUAUGACCUUUAUGGACUGGCAACCUAUGGUUGUAGUAGCUAAAGAGUAACUUACUACUUGGGACGCUACAGUCAAUACCUGCAAUGCGAUAAGACACCUUCUACCUCUGAGGCCAUUUCUUUAGCAGCUUGAACAUGAAUGUGUCUUAUAGUAGAAGAGUAUUUGGACUGAGUUGUUACUUUACAUGUGUAUGUUUUGGGAAUAACUGUGAUUUGCUAAUCACUGGGCAAUAUGGGUUUUAUUUUAUUGGCUGGAUAAACUGUUGUAGGGAUCCCAUGCUAUUGAUUGCUUACAAACCAGCGAGUUUAGAAUGAUCUCUCGGGGAAGUCUGCUUGUUCCCAUGGGUGACUUUAUUCCAGAUCUGCUAGUGAGGUCACCUAAUGGUCAUCUAAUUCCCUGGGUCAUACUCUGGGGCUAAAUGGAAGUCUGUUGGAUAAGGACCACAUCACAAUAAGCCUAUGCACUCCUCAUCCAACUGUACUCUGAAACCUUCCUGAUUGAUAUCUGGCUGAUUUUUGGCAAGAUAUCUGUUGGGUGAAUCCAUACCGACUUGGUCUGGAGGUAGUAAGUCGACAGCUCAUCUGUAACAUGGGCAUACUUGGACAGAUCCACUCCUUUGGUGGGCAUGGAAAAGAAAAGUUUCUUUGCACCCAGACAAAGGGCCAUAUCGGGUUGGUCCAACUGUAUUUUUAAACUUGCCUGAUUGAUACACAGCUGAUUUUUGGCAAGAUAUCUGUUGGGUGGAUCCAUACCGACUUGGUCUGGAGAUAGUAAGUCGGCAGCUCACCUGUAAGAUUGGGCAUACAUGGACAGAUCCUCUCCUUUGGUGGGCAUGGAAAAGAAAAAUGUCUUUGCACCCAGUGAAGGGCCAUAUUGGGCUGAUCCAACAGUAUUUUUAAACCUGCCCAA
Molecule: messenger RNA, 7314 nt
Organism: Xenopus laevis (African clawed frog)
Lineage: Eukaryota; Metazoa; Chordata; Amphibia; Anura; Pipidae
Gene: kndc1.L
Product: kinase non-catalytic C-lobe domain (KIND) containing 1 L homeolog
Exons: 30
Coding region: 563-6211 (1882 amino acids)
Source: RefSeq, a predicted model, not a curated record